CUUUAACCCGACCCCAGCCUUCGUCUUCUUCUCUUCUUCUCUCCACCCACCAUCCGCCAUUUUUCUACGCUAGUGGUAGCUGGCGCCUCACUGUUCUCUUUGGUUCAGACUUCGUCGACCUGAACACCAUCCUUCCAUUGCCCAGGGUUGCCACCUUUUAUCACCUGUGAUCGAACUCAGAGGAUAUUGCAGUCAAUGUCCAGGGUCCGUUUGAUUCUACCUGGUGUUUUCACCUUGCCAGUCUAAUGGUUGAUCAGGAAGAUUUUUUGAAGGAGGCGCUCACGCGUCAUGAAAAGAUUGAGGAGGAACUCGCAGCCGGGUUUGGUAUGACCCUAGGAGACGUUCUUGACACUGAAGUCGUGGAUGCAGCCAUGCUGUGGGCCGCUCAGGUGGAGGAGGAUCUCCAACGCAUACGCUCGAAGAUCCGCGUUCUGCAUGAGCUUAGAUGCAUCCGCACUGAAUUGGCAGGAAUAGACAAGCCCCCCCACGAAGUCGACGGAAGACGCUUUUGGGCUGUCAUCAUCGGCAUCGACGCUUAUCCUGGCGAUUCCGCUUUAGAGGGUUGCAUGCAAGAUGCAUUGGCAAUAGAAAACCUUCUGAAAACGAGGCUCCAUGUUCCAAAAGAACGCAUACGCCUACUCCUCGGCCCUUCUCAUGAUGACACGUCUCCCGAGCUCUCUGAUGCCCGUGUGAUUUCUCCCACACGACAACAGAUAAUAUCCGCUUUAACAGACCUCGUUGAAAAGCCCGACAUCAUGAAGGACGAUGGCAUCAUCAUCUAUUAUGCUGGACACGGCUCAGCAUACGCCAUCCCCGACGACACAUACACGAUCAAUGGAUCUGAAGUCGCUACCCCAAAUUUGGGUUUUGUAGAGGCGCUCUGUCCACUUGAUAGGUGCGAUAACAGCGACACGGAAAUCAUACCCGAUAUCAGUGGGCGAGAGCUGAAUGUGAUUCUGCGACAGAUGUCACUGGAGAAAGGUCCCGAUAUAACAGUUAUAUUCGAUUGCUGCCACUCGGGUAGAAUUACUAUGACACCCAAAUCAACCAUUCGCUUUGCAAAUCCCCUCACAGCAUCACCAACUGUCCUUGGUGCCAUGAUGACCGCCGCAGACACCUUGCUACGGAGGUACCCCGACCCUGAAAAGCCUAAGGAACAGUCGGUGUGGACACCAAAGUGGACUGCCAAUACGGCAUCCCACGUCUUAUUGGCUGCCUGCAAGUCGUACCAGUCGGCCUCAGAAAUCGUUGAUAAGUCUGGUCAUCAUGGUCUGUUCACAGACGCUCUCCUUCGUGCCCUCGAGUCGAGUCAGGUCGAGGCUGGGUGUUCAUUUGUUGAGCUCCUGAAGACAAUGCCAUCCUGGAAGAACCGGACCCCCGUUGUUACAGGCGAUCGCAAGCAUUCGCCGCUGUGGUUUCGCGAAUCGUUGCCACAUCCUACAGAGGAGACCCAGCGACAACAGCCCGAUCCAGAUCAUUCCUCCGACUCAAGUGAAUCGAGUUCAACUCGUCCGACUGUACCGGCUCGGCGGUUCUGCACAACCUCAUGAACCUGGCCUGUGCAGGGUUCAAACGUGAACUGCACCUUCAGAUUCAGGUAUAGUGCAGGGUCAGUGUUG
Molecule: messenger RNA, 1619 nt
Organism: Desarmillaria tabescens
Lineage: Eukaryota; Fungi; Basidiomycota; Agaricomycetes; Agaricales; Physalacriaceae
Product: caspase domain-containing protein
Exons: 3
Coding region: 246-1550 (434 amino acids)
Biological process (GO): proteolysis
Molecular function (GO): cysteine-type endopeptidase activity
Source: RefSeq, a predicted model, not a curated record